Messenger RNA from Haliotis rufescens (red abalone), 838 nucleotides. Its product is annotated as methyltransferase-like protein 27. The record is from RefSeq and is a predicted model, not a curated record. NCBI's taxonomy places the organism in Eukaryota, Metazoa, Mollusca, Gastropoda, Lepetellida, Haliotidae. Bases 79 to 777 code for a protein of 232 amino acids. The transcript has 6 exons.
GCGACCUCACUGCGAGUCUGUCGGCUGUUUUCAUACCGUUGGAUACCCAUAACAAUAAAGAAAGGAAACACAAAAAAAAUGGCAGAAGAGAAAGCAAAGCGAUAUGUUGAAAACAGUGCGCCAGAUGAUGCUCGUGCUUACUCCAGAGGCUAUGAGGCUCACCGUGUUGGGAUCAGUAUGCAAGAAUGCGUUGAGUACUACUCUAAAUGGGCGGAGAAUGGAAAAUAUGAUCAGGAUCUGUGUUCGAAACGUUACAGGGGACCAGUCAUUGCUGCAAAUGUUCUUACAGAGCAUUUCUGUGACAAAAUCCCAGAGACGAAAAUACUAGACGUUGCUACUGGAACAGGACUUGUAGGGAAGGAGCUUCAGGCUCGAGGUUUCAAGCAUCUGGAUGCCUUAGAACCAGCUACAGGGAUGCUGGAACAAGCCAGGAAGACGAACAUCUACACCAACCUGUACUGUGAGUUCCUGGACGGCAAACGUCUCCCCAUAGAGGACGACACAUACAAUUGCUGUGUAACAUCGGGGGGUAUGGGAGAAGGUCACAUUCCUUGCCACGGGCUACACGAACUAAUUAGAAUAACUAAACCAGGGGGCCUAAUCUGCAUCGUGAUGAGGGAGGAGUAUCUGACCCAUGUCAAGGAGUACCACGAAAGACUUGAACCACUGAUGAAGAAACUAGAGGAUGAUGGGAAAUUGAAGCAACUGUCCCGUGAAAUUGUGUCUCAGUACUCCUUUGACAACAACGGAUUGGUCUAUAAAUUACAAAUUUGUUAAUGCAAAUGGCAGUAGUAGUAUCAGCUGUCAUAUGUUUUAACGUAUUAAAUAAAUCGUUUGA